Messenger RNA from Didymodactylos carnosus, 1164 nucleotides. The record is from the annotation of a GenBank genome assembly. NCBI's taxonomy places the organism in Eukaryota, Metazoa, Rotifera, Eurotatoria, Philodinida, Philodinidae.
AUGUAUCUGCUAAACGACAACUACUGUCUUCAAUUGGUGCACGCUUCGAGUCAAUGUCUAAAUAUCGAACUUCAUCAUCAUGGAAUAUUGACACGAAUCGUGUCAUUGAAUAACGAUCAAUGUUCGAUGUUGACACAUCGCCUUUGUGAGACAAUCGAUGAAUUCGAUGUAUUGAUCAUUGAUUUACUCGAAACAUCAAUAUCGAAUAUUUGUGUAACAGUCGAUGAAAAUCUUGAAAUCUCGUUUCCAGUACGUUUCGGUAGUCGAAACUACGAGAAAUUAUGGUCGUUCAGAAUUGACACAAAGCUCGUAACGAAUACAACAGACGAAAUCUCACUCGAUCCAUCCGAUUGGAAUGAUCUACGAUUGCUCGGGCAUAAAAUUAUGGAAAACAUGAUCGACUACAUGCGCGACAUUCGUCUCCGGCCAGCGUGGCGUCCAUUACCAUUAACAAUCAAAGAAAUUAUUCUUAACGGUGAUCUUCCACUUCAAGGUCAAUCACCGUGGCAAGUCUAUGAUGAAGUUUGCACGACGAUUCUUCCGUAUAUUAUGGGUAAUAUUCAUCCUCUUUUUUGGGGUCAUGUCUACGGCUCCGGUUCAACGAUUGGAGCUCUAGCCGAAUUUAUAACCGGUACAAUGAAUACAAUGUCUUGGGGUGGUCAACAGGCAAGUAUUUAUUUAGAACGUAAAGUCUUGUCAUGGCUCAAACUAUUGAUGGGUUUUCCCAAUGAUGAGACAAGUUCGGGCAUUCUCGUCAGUGGUACAUCAGUGGCUACAAUCAUUGCUUUGGCAGUGGCCAGAAAAAAAUUUCAUCAACGAACUAUGAUCAUCUACUGUUCGAAAGAUACACACAGUUGUAUUAUUCGAGCUGCCAAUCUACUCGGUAUCAAUAAAGAAAAUAUUGUUUAUGUUUUGACAAAUGAACAACGACAAAUCGAUGUGCAGGCAUUAGAGGCGUGCAUCGAUCCGAACGCGUGUGGCUUUAUUGUCGGUUCGGCCGGUACGGUCGGCACUGGAGCCAUUGAUGAUCUACAAGGUUUAGCCGAUAUUUGUGCUCGUCGUCCGCAUGAUCUUUGGUUUCAUGUCGAUGGUGCUAUUGGUGCAGUUGCAUGUUGUUCACGACGUCUUCGGCCAUUGUUCACCGGCUUGGAACGAGCCGAUUCG